Molecule: messenger RNA, 750 nt
Organism: Coniosporium apollinis CBS 100218
Lineage: Eukaryota; Fungi; Ascomycota; Dothideomycetes
Exons: 2
Coding region: 1-750 (249 amino acids)
Biological process (GO): ubiquitin-dependent protein catabolic process; protein deubiquitination
Cellular component (GO): cytoplasm
Molecular function (GO): cysteine-type deubiquitinase activity
Source: RefSeq, a predicted model, not a curated record
AUGGACACGGUUUCUCCGCCACCAGGUUCGAUCGUCUACAAAAAGCACUUCAUACCGCUCGAGUCCAACCCCGAGCUGUUCACCCAGCUCAUACACCAGCUUGGCGUUUCUCCUUCCCUUGCCUUUCAAGACGUCUUCUCCAUUGAUGACCCAGAUCUGCUGUCCUUCAUUCCUCGUCCAGUCCUUGCUUUGGUCCUGGUUUUCCCAACGUCAGAAGCAUACGAGAAGCACAAGGCCCAGGAAGAAGCUACUGUAAGAGACUAUCAAGGCGCCGGCGAUGACCAGCCAGUUAUGUGGUUCAAACAGACGAUCAACAAUGCUUGUGGCUUGUAUGGCAUCCUGCAUGCUGUGAGCAACGGCGAUGCGAAAGGGCAUAUCGUUCCCGCUUCACCGCUCGCGAGGCUGCUGGCUGCUUCUCUACUUCUGGAGCCAAAUCAGCGUGCGAAAGUACUCGAGGAGAGUGGUGAGCUGGAAGCGGCGUACAAAGCCGUCGCUCUGCAGGGUGACUCCGAUGUACCCACGGACCCCGAGGCCGAAGUUGACUUCCACUACGUGUGCUUCGUGAAGUCGGACGCGAAUGGUCAUAUCUACGAGCUUGAUGGUGAUCGGAAAGGACCCGUCGACCGAGGACCCAUCGAACCGAACGAAGACCUCCUAUCAGCGCGCGGGCUGGAGAUCGUAAAGCAGUUCAUCAGGAGAGAAGAGGGGCGAAAUCUGAACUUCAGUCUUAUGGCAUUGGCUCCGGCGUAA